Messenger RNA from Canis lupus familiaris (dog), 2489 nucleotides. It is a transcript of the gene GPATCH4, whose product is annotated as G-patch domain containing 4. Gene Ontology annotation, cellular component: nucleolus. Lineage: Eukaryota; Metazoa; Chordata; Mammalia; Carnivora; Canidae. The coding region runs from base 663 to 1841 and encodes 392 amino acids. Gene Ontology annotation, molecular function: nucleic acid binding. The record is from RefSeq and is a predicted model, not a curated record. Gene Ontology annotation, biological process: regulation of ribosome biogenesis. The transcript is spliced from 7 exons.
UAGCUCCAGCCCUCAACCCCGGCCCUGCAGCCCCACGCAGCGUCUCCGUGGACCCCGCCAAAGCAGGUCCGCCCGAGUGAGGGCGCGCGUCUUCCGCAUCUUCGCAGCACCAGUUCCAACCCGGCAGCUGCCCCCACGGGGUGAUGAACCUACUGCAACCGCCGAACGACCGUCCCCGGGCUGAGUAUCCAUCCCCGCAAACUACCCCCGAGGGGCCGCUUCUUCGCCGCCCGUCGACCCGCCCAGGCAGCCUUGCGCGCUGCCUGGAGCUUCCUUCCCCAGCUCUGGGACCAGGACUAGCUCAGCGUUGCAGCCAGUGCUGCGCUCGGCGUCCCGAGGGCUGGCCAAGACGAUUCCCUCGCAUCCCGGGGGCUGCAAGCUAACCGGAAAUAGAACCGCCCCGGACCCCAGGAAACUGGCGUUCGCGGGCGAGCUUCCGCCACAUCCGCUGAGGACAGAGCGCCUCCCCCACGCCUGGACUUCCGGGUCCACGUGCGCCUCUAUGGUGUCCGCAGCCUAGAGGGACCGACCGGCACUUCCGGGAAGAUGGCGGCGCACAGAACGGGCGACGCACGUGUUCGCGCGGAGAGGGCCCCGCGGUGACGGGAUGAUAAUGGCCUCUUCUCUGGUGAGGGCCUGAGGAUAGUGACUCUUCUCUCACCAUGAGUGCCACCCCAGAGAUCAAGAGUCGUGGGAUGAAGUUUGCUGAGGAACAGCUGCUAAAGCAUGGAUGGACACAAGGCAAAGGCUUGGGCCGGAACGAGAACGGCAUCACCCAGGCCCUAAGGGUGACACUGAAGCAGGACACUCAUGGGGUGGGACAUGACCCUGCCAAGGAGUUCACGGACCACUGGUGGGAUGAGCUUUUCAACAGGACUGCAGCCAGCUUGGUUGUGGAGGCUGGGCAGACAGCCACACUGACUUCAGGUGGGGAGAAGCCAGACAAGGACUUGGAGAGCCACAGUGAUGACGACAACCAGGAGCCCAAGCCUCCAAAGAUCCUGACUGAUGAGAUGCUGCUCCAAGCCUGUGAGGGGCGCACAGCACACAGGGCUGCUCGUCAUGGAAUCACGAUGAAGGCUAAGCUUGCUCGGUUGGAGGCCCAGGAACAGGCCUUCCUGGCUCGUCUUAAAAGCCAGGACCCUGGGACCCCUCAACUGCAGUCUGAGAGUAAGCCUCUCAAAAAGAAGAAAAAGAAAAGGAAGCAGAAAGAGGAGAAAGCGGUCACAGCAACCACCAGAAGUGCAGAAGAGGAGUGCCCAGAAGAGGCUGGCCAGGCCAGAAGCAGGAAGAAGAAAAGACGGCAACAAGAAGCCCAAGAAGAAGCUGGGAUAGACGAGAGGGAGGGAGCAACCGUUGGUAAUGUGGAUGCAGAGGUGGCAGAAAGGAGCCGGCCUGCAGAGUGGGAGAGCAGAGAGCAAGCUGAUGAGCCCUGCAGGAAAAGAAAGAGGAAGGGCUCGGGGGUCUCAGAUGGAGGGGCAGGCAGCCAGGAGGCCACAGCCAGCACAGGGACAGGGCAGGCAGAGAGGUGGUGGCAGCCAGAGGAGGGAGACUGGAACAGAGAGGAAGACGAGGAAGGGGCUGCUGUGGGGGCCAGCAAAGCAGCACAUAAAGCACACCGAGAUGGGAAAAGCAGGAAAAUCAAGAAGAAAAGCCUGCAGCCCCAGGAGAAAGAGGAGGAAGUCAGGAAUGAAGGACAUGAGGAGGGCAGCAGGACUAGGGAGGCAGUGAGCAUAGUGCACACCAGCUCCAGCCACAGAGGUGAGAGGAGGUGGCAGGAAAGAGCUGGAGUCAGCCCUGACCAGACACCAAGAAAGAAGAAACAGAAAAAGAAAACCUGAAGGUCAGGUCAAGGUGGGGCUCUUCGGAUUCCUUUUCAGGAGCUAAAGCCUCAGACCUGAGUCGACACAGGUCCCCUGUACCCUUGCAGUGAAGAGGGCCCUCCCAAGGAGGAUGCUGAACUCUGGAACUCCAGCUGCUCAAAGUUGGGUGUGGACAUGGUAUUGUCUGCAGUUUCUAACCCUGACAUGGAAAACUCAGGAGCCUGGCAGUGGUAGGAUGCAGUGCUCUGGGGCUGUGGGGAUGAGCAGGCAGAUGCCCUCUGGAGGGACAUCCUUGUUUAAGACAGCUGCAAACACAGCAAGUGUAAGAUAGAAUCCGGCCCACAGGCUGCCAGCCCCAGCACUGUAGUACACAAUUCAGCAUCAGCUCCGGUUCCCAGCCUGGGAACAUCCUGAAUACAACAAAUUAGUUUCCUCGAAUGCCUCCAGAGAAAUUACUAUUUUCAUUGCCCCCAAAUGCCACAGCCACCUUCCUUGCCCAUUUUGUUCCCUCAGAGAGGUGGCACCGAAUCUCAGUGUUGCUUUCUGACUUCUGCCACCCAUUAACCAUUAUUGCCAAGAAAGUUCCCAGGACUCCACAGCUCUGGAGAGAGCCACUAAGUCUUUAUUGGGAAGAAGCCCAUUCAUCUUCCCUCACUGAAGACGGUA